Molecule: messenger RNA, 3234 nt
Organism: Saccostrea echinata
Lineage: Eukaryota; Metazoa; Mollusca; Bivalvia; Ostreida; Ostreidae
Product: synaptic vesicle 2-related protein-like
Exons: 17
Coding region: 245-1831 (528 amino acids)
Biological process (GO): transmembrane transport
Cellular component (GO): membrane
Molecular function (GO): transmembrane transporter activity
Source: RefSeq, a predicted model, not a curated record
UAGUUUACUACAAUGAAUAUCGAUCUCGGGAUGACAAUUUGUCAAAUUAGAUGAAAUGAAUGCACGGAAUAAGAGGAAAAGGCAUUGAUUAUUAAAUUAGAUUUUAAAGUCAUGGUAUCUGAUGGUAGCUGAGACAACCAUUUCAGCUUCCUCCAGUUGAUAAUUAGAGAAGUAGAGUUGGCUGCUGCAGCAGAAAACAAAUUUAAUAUCAGGAGUAGCUGCAGUCUAUAUAAGCUUUCUCAAGAUGUUUAACCGCUUGGCAAAGUUCAGAAGAGGUGGGGAUAACUAUGAGGACUUGGAUGAAUCUAAUGUGGACCUAGAUAUCACAGAUCCUGCAAUGAAGAACAUUGUAAACUCAGAAAAUGGGGAUUCCAUGGAGAUGAGUGAAAACCCUGAAGAGACGAGGCCAAAAGAAUCUGCUGGAGUCACAGGGAAUGAAGAAACCUACACCUUGCAGCAAGCUAUAGACACUAUAGGUUUUGGGAAAUUUCAAGUAAAGCUGUCUAUUCUCACAGGAUUUGCCUGGAUGGCUGAUGCUAUGGAGAUGAUGAUCUUGGCUAUUUUGUCUCCAGCUCUUCACUGUGAAUGGCAGCUAGAGGGAUGGCAACAAGCCAGUAUUACCACUGUUGUUUUUGCUGGUAUGAUGUGCAGCUCUAGCUUGUGGGGCAGUAUGAGUGAUAAAUACGGGCGUAAAACAGAGUUGAUACUGUGUUCAGUGAUGACAUGUUACUUUGGAAUACUCAGUGCAUUUGCCCCUAACUUUUUGUGGAUUCUGAUUUUGAGAGGGUUGGUAGGAUUUGGUAUAGGUGGAGCACCGCAGUCGGUAACACUGUAUUCUGAAUUCUUGCCAUCAGCAUCAAGAGCCACUUGUGUUGUUCUAGUAGAGAUCUUCUGGGCAAUUGGUGCUUGUUUUGAAGUUUUGUUGGCUCUGGUUGUCAUGCCAACACUGGGCUGGCAAUGGCUCCUGGGCUUGUCAGCGCUUCCUCUUCUUCUGUUCUCCAUCUGCUGUUAUUGGCUGCCAGAAAGUGCACGAUAUGACAUGACAAGAGGACACACAGAGAAGGCUAUAGCUACACUCAAAAGAAUUGCACAAGAGAAUGGCAAAUUGAUGCCCCCAGGAAGACUAGUGGAGCCCUCUAGCAAGGCUUCAAAUAGAGGAAGCAUGAAGGACCUCUUUAUGCCAGAAUUUAGGAAGACAACCUGUUUCCUAUGGGUUAUAUGGCUGGUGUCAGCGUUUUCAUACUAUGGAAUAGUUUUAAUGACCACAGAAUUGUUUGAAAUAUCUGAUGGAUGUCAUGGUUCCUCUGAGAAGAUAGAACAGCCUUGUUUCGUUCAAUGUAAAGGUCUAACAACAGCUGAUUAUGUAGAUCUUACCUGGACAACUUUUGCAGAAUUCCCAGGACUGUUUGUGACUGUUUUCAUCAUUGAACGGAUUGGGAGGAAGUUCACUAUGGGAUUUGAGUUCUUUGUCUUCAGUGUAUUUGUCUUGUUAGCAAACAUCUGUACCUCAAGACCUGUGUUGACAUUUUUCCUCUUUGUUGCUCGGGCUUUCAUAUCUGGAGCUUUCCAGGCAGCAUAUGUUUACACACCAGAGGUGUAUCCAACAUCUAUGAGAGCCAUAGGGUUAGGAUCCUGUAGUAUGAUGGCCAGAAUAGGGGCUAUUGUAACCCCAUUUGUGGCCCAGGUUUUAUUAAAAGAAUCUUCCUACCUUGCAAUAUCAACAUAUGGAGUUAUCUCCCUUAUCGCUACUGGAGCAGCCAUUUUACUUCCUAUUGAAACCAAGGGAAAAGAAAUGAAAGAUACCAGUUCAGAAAUAACAGUUCAACACUAGGAUGUGAUGUAUGUAAGAUGUUCAGCAUAACCAUUAUGUCAUUGUAUGUGUAUGUAACAAGUGUAUGACAAGGCGGUCAAUCUGUGAUAGAGUAGUGUGAGUAGUGUUCAAUCUGUGUUACAUGUUUUAUUGUUAUUGCUUCUAUAUUGAGAUACCAUGUCCAAGUGCAUCAUAGGAUUCUGUCAAAGUUUAUCUAUCCAUAUGUCCCAAAGAUUGGUCUCACUGCCUGGAAGAUUAGAUAUUUGCUGUUUAUUAAUAUAUUGUCUGCUUUCUUUACAUGUUAUCUACUUUCAUAAUUCAACAGAAGUGAACAAAUUUCCUUUACCUUUUUAAUGUAAUACCAGCUAAAUUCUUAGUGCAUGGGACUCCCACCCUCUUUUUUCUCUUUCUCUCUCUCUCUCCCUCUAUAUAUAUACAUACAUUGACAAUUUGACAACAGGCCAAUAUUUGUGCAUGAUUUUCACAGCCAUAGGAAAAUUUCCAACUGAACCUGUAUAUUUUUUUUCCUCAGGGAAUAUUUUCUGUUUCCUGUCUUAAGUAUAAGUUUUCAUCAUUUUUAAUUCAUUUUCAUUUUGUUUAGAAUAUUUACUAUUCACUGUGAUAGAUUAAUAAAGCAAACAUUACCUACUUAUCACCCCAUCAUUCACAUUUAUCCUGAGAGUUUAUAAUUAGAGUGAUUUUAUUUUUCUACUCUUGAUUUCUUACUGAAGAAUACAGGAGGAGCUCUUUGUCAAUACUUUUUUCAUUCCAAAUGUAUUUCAGUUUAAUUUAUUUGAAACAUUCCAGAAAAUAAACCUCUUUAGGUGGAGAAAGCAUUCCAUUCAUAAGGGAACAUUUUCCUUGCUUUUUCAAUAAUUUUGGGUUUUUUCUAUGAUAAAUCUAAAUAUACACAUGUACAUAUUGGUUCUGUUUCUGAGUACUAUUCACAAGGUUAAUUUUGCACUACCACACUUGCAAACAAUUUAGCCCAAUUUUUAAUUCACCCAGACAAGUUGUGUAAAUAUGUUUUUGAAUUGGCCCAUUUGCAUUGAGGGUGAAAGGGGCAAAAAUGAAACAGGUGAAAAUUUCCCUGUAUACAGUAUACAGCAGAACAGGAACUGAUAUAUAUAUAUAUGUUUAUAGAGGUUAUUGAAUGUAUGAUUAGGUCCUAAUGUAUUAACCAAGUAAAGAAUGAUAUGAACAAAAAUUGUAUUGCUUGAAUUUUGGAGUAAUAUUUUUUUAUCAUUGCUCAAACUUUCACUUAUAAACAUUAUAUUAAGUGAAAUUUGUAAGAUACUUCUCAGCAUCCAAUACCAAUAUGAAAGAUAGUUAAUUUUACAGUGUAAGGACAUUAUGUAUUUGUUUUACAAUAAACAAUAAAUUAUUUUAAAAGUAUUUACAAAUUAUUAAAUUCCCUGAUACAU